CGGUCUGCGCGGCGACAUCUUUAUACAGGCGACGGUCUGCGCGGCGAUAUCUUUAUACAGGCGACGGUCUGCGCGGCGGCCAUCUUUAUAGAGGCGACGGUCUGCGCGGCGGCCAUCUUUAUCGGGGCGCAUGUGCAUCUUUAAUUUUUCAGGGGGUUAGGAGAGGACUGACACCCAGCGAACUCCAGCCAACAGAAAUGUUUGUCUUAUCCGCAGUUUUAGACUUGGACUCACAGGGAUUACUUUUUCAUAGACUGCGGAAUUUGAAGACAGGGAGCUCGAUCCAAGUCUCUCAUCAAGAUCUGAACUUUUGGAAGGGAAAGAUUUGCGGUCUGGAAACCCAAACUGAACAUCACGUCAGGACCUGACCGAGCAGCCCAGUUUAUCGUGACUUAGAUAUCAUUGGAUUUUGAACAUGGAAGGAAAUUGCAGCAUUCGCAGCAGAGAGAAAGUGUACACAUGUUCUGUGUGUGGACAAGGGUUCAACCAAUCAUCUGAACUGUUGCAGCACAAAUCCAGUCACACUGAGGAGAAACCUUGGAAAUGUGGAGACUGUGGGAAGGGAUUCAAUUAUCCAGUUGAGCUGGAAUCUCAUCGGCGCAGUCACACUGGGGAGAGGCCAUUUACCUGCUCUGAGUGUGGGAAAGGGUUCACUUUGUCAUGCAACCUAUUGGCUCACCAGCGAGUUCAUUCUGACCAGAGACCAUUUACAUGCCCAGAAUGUGGGAAGAGCUUUAAAAGUUCUGGAGAACUGAUGCGUCAUCAACGUGUUCACACUGACGAGAGACCGUUCAGGUGCUGUUAUUGUGGGAAUGGGUUCAGGCAAUUAUCUGACCUCACUGUGCACCAGCGCACUCACACUGGGGAAAGCCCAUUCACCUGUACAGAAUGUGGGAAGGGAUUCACUCGGUCAUCCCGCCUGCUGACUCAUCGGCACACUCACACUGGGGAGAGGCCAUUCACCUGCCCUGAGUGUGGGAAAGGAUUCACUAAUUCAUCCAAUCUGCUGAAACACCAACAGGUUCACACUGGGCAGAGGCCAUUCACCUGCCCGGAAUGUGGGAAGGGGUUCACUCGGUCAACUGACCUGCUGCAACAUCGGCUAGUUCACACCGGAGAGAGGCCAUUCACCUGUCCGGAGUGUGGGAAGGCAUUUACUCAGUCAUCUACUCUGCUCACCCAUCAGCGAAUUCACACUGGGGAGAGACCAUUCAUCUGCUCUGUGUGUGGGAAGAGAUUUGCUCACUCAUCCACUCUGUUGCGGCACCAGCAAAUUCACAAACUGUAAUGAUGGGACCUUCAUGACAAUCACAUUCAAGGCUGAACAAUGUUCAUUGGGAUCUCUUACUGCUGAGGUUAAAAACAUCAACCCACUUUUUAGGAAUAUUAAUUCUAGUCAGAAACCAAAUCAACUCAGUGUUAAAUAAACAGUGUUGUGAAAUUUUAAUGUCACUAACAUAUGUCACUUCCUUGAGAGGGGCUUUCCUUCUUCCCAGUUUCCUCAAUCCUCCCCUCCAAGAAGAAUAAGGAGCUUGGAUCUCUUAUAGGAUGUGACAAGGGGAAAGAAGACUAGAUGCAUGUUUGACUUUUCAAAAAGCAUUCAAAAGAUGCCAUGUAAAAAGGUUUCUGUGCAAAGUAUAUGCUCAUGUUGGCAGUAAUAUAUUAUCGAUUGUGGGGUUGGUUCAUGUACAGCAGCCUGAUAGUUGGAUAAUUUUCAGGUUGGUAAACAUUUAAGGUGGAGUGCCUUAAAAGUGUCGGAAUCUCAAUGAUUUGUAAUUUUAAACUACUAAGAUGGAUGAAGGGAUCAACAAGCUAAAGCUGCUGAGCAAGAUGUGAGGAGCUUACACAGGAUGUACAAAGUAACAUAGGGAGUAAGGGAAAGAAAAGACAGAUCAAGCAUAAAUGUGGGAUUUCCACUUGGUGCAAAGAAUAGAGAAGCAAAAUAUGGAAAGGGAUGGCAGAAAACUGCAGUUCAGCUAGAUCUUGGCAUCCUUCUAUAACAAAGUGUGUGUACAUUCAUCAAAUAAUCAUUAAGACAUUUGGAUUGUUAACUCUUAUUGCAUGUCUCAUUGUAAAAGUACAAGGCAUUUGUAGGAAUGCACCUCGGGUGUUGGGAAUAUAUAUUCAUAUUUAUGGAAUCAUAUCAUAGAAUCCCUACAGUGUGAAUUAUGUGAAUCACUGAAAGAUAUGGAACUGUUCAGACAAUUUGUGGAAUUAAAAGGGUUUUUACUGUG
Chiloscyllium plagiosum (whitespotted bambooshark) is the source of this 2234-nucleotide messenger RNA. Lineage: Eukaryota; Metazoa; Chordata; Chondrichthyes; Orectolobiformes; Hemiscylliidae. The record is from RefSeq and is a predicted model, not a curated record.